Cicer arietinum (chickpea) is the source of this 2192-nucleotide messenger RNA. RefSeq names its product transcription factor E2FA. NCBI's taxonomy places the organism in Eukaryota, Viridiplantae, Streptophyta, Magnoliopsida, Fabales, Fabaceae. Gene Ontology annotation, biological process: regulation of transcription by RNA polymerase II. The record is from RefSeq and is a predicted model, not a curated record. Gene Ontology annotation, molecular function: protein dimerization activity; DNA-binding transcription factor activity, RNA polymerase II-specific; RNA polymerase II cis-regulatory region sequence-specific DNA binding. Gene Ontology annotation, cellular component: RNA polymerase II transcription regulator complex.
UUUUUGUGUUUGCUUUGGUCACGCAGUUCCCUCCACAUCUAUCCGAAACAAAAUUCCCUCCUCCUUCCCUCGUUUUCUGUUUUCGCAUUUCUCUACGCCUCCAAACCCUUUCAUUUUCUCUCUCUAAACCACACUUUCUCUCUCUAAAACCCUACUUCCCUCCGAUCGUUCCCAUUUGCCUCCAACUUCCACUCCAAUUCCGAUUUACCGCCCAAGCCGCUGCCGUAUUUUCAGGUCAAUGUCCGCCGGUGCUGGUGCUUCCGACCGUGGCUCGCCGAUGCCGAGGGAGUCCGCCGGAGCACCUAUUCGGCCGCCGUUGAAGCGACAUCUGGCGUUUGUAUCGACGAAACCACCAUUUGCACCACCGGACGAGUACCGCAGUUUUGCCGCCGUCGACGCUAGGAAAGUCGCCGAUCACGUGAGUGAAGCCGUUGUCGUUAGAUCUCCGCUUAUAAAGCGGAAGAAUGGAAUGAAUGAGAGUGAAGGAGACUCACAAAAGUGGAGUAACAGCCCUGGAUACAGUACCGUAAUGAAUAGCCCCUUUAAAACACCUUUGUCUGCGAAAGGGGGAAGGGCAAGCAAAUCAAAGGUUUCCAAGGAAGGAAGAUCAUGUCCUCCAACCCCCAUCUCAAAUGCUGGUUCCCCGUCCCCGCUUACUCCUGCUGGUAGCUGUCGUUAUGACAGUUCCUUAGGUCUCUUGACAAAAAAGUUCAUCAAUUUGCUCAAGCAUGCAGAGGAUGGUAUUCUUGACCUAAAUAAAGCAGCAGAAACUUUGGAGGUGCAAAAGAGGAGGAUAUAUGACAUAACUAAUGUUUUGGAAGGCAUUGGUCUCAUUGAAAAGAAUAUCAAGAACAGAAUACAUUGGAAAGGGGUUGAAUCUUCUACGCCUGGUGAUGUGGAUGGUGAUAUCUCUAUAAUACAAGGGCAGAUUCAAAACUUCAAGGUUGAGGCGCGAUUGGCCGACCAAGCAGCAAAUGAUAUGCGUCAAAACGUGGAAAUGCAAGAAAGGCUGAGGAGUUUGAGUGAAGAUGAAAACAACCAGAAGUUCCUUUUUGUGACCGAGGAAGAUAUUAAGGGCCUACCUUGCUUCCAGAAUGAAACUUUGAUAGCAAUCAAAGCUCCACAUGGAACCACCCUGGAAGUCCCUGAUCCUGAGGAAGCCGUCGACUAUCUACAGCGGAGAUAUAGAAUCAUUCUUAGAAGCACAAUGGGUCCCAUUGAUGUCUACCUUAUCAGUCAAUUUGAAGAGAAAUUUGAAGAAAUUAAUGGCGCCGAUCCCCCCACGGGCUUCCCUCUUGCUUCAAGUUCAGGUUCUAAUGAGCAACUAGUGACAGAAAUGGUUCCUGCAGAAUGCAGUGGAAAAGAGCUCGAACCUCAAGCUCUCCUCUCAUCUCAGGCAUACUCUGAUCUAAAUGCUUCACAAGAGUUUGCUGGGGGAAUGAUGAAGAUUGUCCCUUCAGAUGCUGAUAAUGAUGCUGAUUAUUGGCUUCUAUCAGAUGCUGAAGUUAGCAUAACAGAUAUGUGGAGAACAGAUUCUAGUGUCGAUUGGGAUGGAGUGGACAUGCUUCAUCCUGACUUUGGAAUGAUCUCGAGGCCUCAGACUCCAUCGCCUGGACUCGCAGAAGCGCCAUCAACUGUAGCUAACCCUAAUCUUAGGUGAUUUUGAUUUGUUUUUCACUUUGUCAGAAAGUAUGGUCAUUAUUCCUUGCACCGAGGAAGCUAUUUCGAUAAAGUAAUUGUUAGCCUUGUGAAUGUUGAGGAUGCUGUCAGAAGCUGUGGAGUGUCAAGCUGGGAGUUGUUACUACACUUCAGUAAAUCAUUGACUGUCGUGCAUAAACUAGUUAUAGUAGACAUACUAAGCUCAUGGAUAAUUUAGCUUGGUAGUUAGGGCAGUUGAUAGGAGUAAUAUUACCGAAAGUGUUGCUAGCUACUGUAUGAAAUGUAAGGUAGGUAGAUUCAAUGAUCAGUAUCGGGUCAUAUUAUUAGCCAUAAUUGAAGUGUGGCAUUGCGGGCCCUUUUUUUCCUUGAAAAUGAGAUCUCAUGCAGAUGCUGACUGCAAACAACUGUAAGGGUGCAGUAGAUAUUGUUAGGACAGGACCUCCUUAUUAUUCAAUUAUCAUUCAUGCUGAUUGUAAACAUUUCACAAACAGUCUUCUGCUGAUAAAAUUAUGCCAAUUAUUAUUACCCCCCAA